Molecule: messenger RNA, 2898 nt
Organism: Xiphias gladius (swordfish)
Lineage: Eukaryota; Metazoa; Chordata; Actinopteri; Istiophoriformes; Xiphiidae
Gene: irf2bpl
Product: interferon regulatory factor 2 binding protein-like
Exons: 1
Coding region: 257-2314 (685 amino acids)
Biological process (GO): regulation of transcription by RNA polymerase II
Cellular component (GO): nucleus
Molecular function (GO): transcription corepressor activity
Source: RefSeq, a predicted model, not a curated record
CGCAGACCACCCCUCUCCUCCUCCUCCUCCACCACCUCCUCCAUCUCUGCAGCACAACACGGAGCUCCAGCAGCAGCAGCAGCAGGACGAGGAGGACACGGAGGAGGAACAAUAACCGGAGAGGAGAGAAGAGGAGUCAGUCCAGUCCGUCCGUCCGUCCUCCUCUCGGGGUUUAUUUCUCUGGUUCCGCGGGAAGAACCGAGCUGGUGUAAGCAGCUCCGCGGAGGAGGCAGGGAGGGAGACGGGCAGGGGGAAGAUGUCCUCCCCGCAGGUCUCCUCGUCCCGCAGACAGUCGUGCUAUCUGUGCGACCUGCCCCGCAUGCCCUGGGCCAUGAUCUGGGACUUCACCGAGCCCGUGUGCCGGGGUUGCGUCAACUACGAGGGCGCGGACCGCAUCGAAUUCGUCAUCGAGACAGCCCGGCACCUGAAGCGGGCACACGGUUUCCAGGAGGGCAGAUCCCCCGCCGGCGGACCGCCUCCUCCGCCGCCGCAGCAGCCCGCCGUGGCGAAGAGCCAGGCGGUGUUACUGACCGGGAAGGAGUCGGUGGGGCAGCUCAACCACCACCACCACCAGGCGGACGGACCGGGCAAGUCUCAGCAGCCUGGUUUGGACCGGUACUCGCUUGGUGCGGACAGCCGGGCUCGGUUUGAGUACAGCGGACACAGCAGCAGCAGCGGCGGCGGCGGCGGCGGCAGGCUGCCCAACGGGAUCGGAGGACCGAAUGGAUUCAAACCGGACGACGGACCGCCCGAGCUGAACCGACAGAGUCCGAACUCGAGGAGCAGGAGCCACGGGGGCCUGGUGUCGGCACCGGGACAGAUGACCGUCCCACCGAACCUGCUGCCUCAGACCCUCCUAAACGGACCGGCCCCGCACGGCAUGGCGAGCAGAGCCGCCCCGCCGGGCACGAUGGUCGGCGUCUCUCUGCCCGGACAGGUGGGGCUCUCUGACCCGGGAGGGAAGCGACCCGCCUCGGUGUCCAGCACGGACCAGGAGCGGGAACUGAAGGAGAAGCAGCGGAACGCGGAGGCUCUGGCCGAGCUGAGUGAGACCCUCCGGAACCGGCAGGAGGAUUGGGCGAGCAAGCCGAAGACGGUGCGGGACACGCUGGUCGCGCUGUCCGGCUGCACCCCGUUCGACGUGCGCUUCAAGAAAGACCACGGGCUGGUCGGCAGGGUGUUCGCCUUCGACGCCGUGUCCAAACCCGGCAUGGACUACGAGCUCAAGAUCUUCAUCGAGUACCCGAGCGGCUCCGGGAACGUGUUCUCCAGCGCCUCGGGGGUGGCCAAGCAGAUGUACCAGGACUGUAUGAAGGACUUCGGCAGGGGGUUGUCCUCCGGGUUCAAAUAUCUGGAGUACGAGAAGAAGCACGGCUCCGGGGACUGGCGGCUGCUCGGGGAUUUAUUACCGGAGUCCCUGCGGUUUUUUAAGGAGGGUUUGGGGGGAGACAUGCUGCCGCAGCCCUUCAUCGACGGCAGCUACCCGCUCCUGCCCACCUCCUUGGUGCUUCCCGGCCGAGCUCUGGCUUCGGGCAGCGGGAACAGCGGCUCCAGGGCCGGGGUUCGGAAGAGGAAAGCCUCGCCGGAGCCGGACUCAGCGGAGGGCGGCCUGAAGCUGACGGAGGAGCAGCAGAGGCAGCAGUGGAUCAACAGCCAGACCGAAGCUCUCAAGCUCUCCAUGGCUGCGGGCUCCUUCGCCGGGCCCCCCCCUCCGCUCGGCGCGGGGCACCCCGGCCUCCCCUCCGGCCGCGCCACACCCCCGGAGUCCGCCGCUCCUCCGCAGAACGGACAGUCCCCGAUGGCCGCGCUCAUGUCAGUCGCGGACACGCUCGGGAACGCGCACUCCCCCAACAAGGACAGAGACUCGGUUCACUCCACCACCUCCUCCUCCAGACACAACAGCAGCAGCCCGGUGUCCCCCGCCUCCGUCUCCGGGCAGAGGCGCCUCUCGUCCCGCAACGGAGACCUAGGGCUGUCCGCGCCCUCACAGUCCGCAGGUGGCAUGGAACCGGUGCACGCGCAGAACGUGCCCGACUCCCCCAUGGCCAACAGCGGGCCUCUGUGCUGCACGAUCUGCCACGAACGCUUAGAGGACACGCAUUUCGUUCAGUGUCCCUCUGUCCCCAACCACAAGUUCUGCUUCCCCUGCUCCAGAGAGAGCAUCAAGGCCCAGGGAGCCUCCGGGGAGGUGUACUGCCCCAGCGGGGAGAAGUGCCCCCUGGUCGGCUCCAACGUGCCCUGGGCCUUCAUGCAGGGGGAGAUAGCCACCAUCCUGGCCGGAGACGUGAAGGUAAAGAAGGAGAGGGACCCCUGAGGAGGAUGAAGAAGAGACCUCUCUGCUUUCACUUCAAAAAACACAUUAAUGUGAACCACACAGUCAGUCUGCUGCUGAGCCUCAAAACCUUGCUUCUCUUUGUCUGUCAGGGGAGUGAAAUUAUUGAUCCGAAUACAAAUCGAGGUGUUUUUCGUUUUGUUUUGUUUUUUUCCCCAAACAUUUCUUCAGCCAAAAAUGUCUGGAUGCUGGUGGAAGGAUUUUGAUCAGUCGUAGAAAGAAGUGAAACAGGGCUGCUGAUUAUUAGAGAACAGAAUCCUUAAAAACAAUUCAUUUUAAGAUGACUAUUGACGAGGUAAGUAAAUUAAAUAGGUGAAAAACUCAGCUUCUCAGUAGAACGGUGUUUCAGUGCUGUGAUAGGAGCCUAGCUCUGGGCUUUUAUUCCAGUAAUCUGAUGCAGUUUAAAAUAUUCCUUUUCAUGAAUGAAUGACACGUUUUUGAGCUGACCUGACUGUUAGUUGCGUACAAACACCUUUGAGGUAUUGAUUUUGCAGCAAUAAAAAAUUUUACAUUCUUUUUUUUUUUGGAUUAAUCAAUUAAUCCUUUAGUCUGUAUCAUAAAAAUAG